Molecule: messenger RNA, 1766 nt
Organism: Chaetomium fimeti
Lineage: Eukaryota; Fungi; Ascomycota; Sordariomycetes; Sordariales; Chaetomiaceae
Product: RNA polymerase Rpc34
Exons: 2
Coding region: 197-1462 (421 amino acids)
Biological process (GO): transcription by RNA polymerase III
Cellular component (GO): RNA polymerase III complex
Source: RefSeq, a predicted model, not a curated record
AGCGGACAGACAACUUUGAACCCGACGCAUUCGACGACCCAAUCCACCACACGGCCACGAGCAAUAUCCACACGAAGCUUUUGUGAAUAUCGCGAAAGAUCUUCUGAUAGCAAUUCGAACUCGAUUCUCAAAUUGCGACUGUAAUCGUGCCCUUCAAAUCCACCUCCCGAUCGAAUUGCCCUCGCGCGACUGAGCCAUGGCGAGCGGCAGCACGGCGGAUGACGCCGGUGCGAAGCUCCAGAUCCUAAAGGAUGCUCUUUACGAUGAGAUGAGGCAACAUGGAUCAGAAGCCCGUCCAUUUUCACAAAAAGAUCUCAACGACCUUAACAUCAUCCCCAACAACGAUGUCAACCUCCUCCUCAGCGUCGUCCAGCGGCUCUGUGACGACAAGCUCCUGGUCGGCAUAGCAAACCACCAUGCUGGGAUGGCAUGGAGAUGGCGUAGCAGGGAGGAGGCAAAGAAGUACACAUCAUUACCAAACGACGAAGCGGUCAUGGUGUACUCGAUAAUCGACGAGGCCGGCGCCGACGGUAUCUGGAACCGGACGAUCAAGAACAAGCUCAACAUGCACGAGGCGGUGGUGAAGAACUGCAUCAAGUUCCUCGAGACCAAAGGCUACAUUGCGAGCAUGAAGAAUGUCGAGCACCCGAACAAGAAGAUGUACAUCAAAGCCACACUCCGGCCAUCCGAACGAGCGACGGGCGGCCCCUGGUUCACCGAAGGUGAGCUGGACACAGCAUUCAUCUCCGAGCUCGAGGGCAUCGUGUUCGAGUACAUCAAGACGAAGAGCGCAUACCGGGGGUCACAACCACACGCAGGCGGAGCCGCCUCUUCAGCCGGGGCCACAAAAGCCCCCAAAAAGGGCGCCGUAACCGCAGGCGAGACCACCGCGCGGGGGACAAAACGCUCGGCGACCGAAAUCUCCAACGACGACGCCCCGACCGCCGCCACCCGCACAGCCAACGGCAGCACCACCACCACCACCACCACCAAAUCCCGCGCCGUCUUCCUGCCCAUGCCGGCAGGGUACAAGCACUACCCGACGGUGGCCGAGAUCGCCAAGUUCAUCCACGACACGGGCAUCACCAACAACACGACGCUGGGGGAGUCGGACAUCCAGCAGCUGGUCGACGUGCUCAGCUACGACGGCCUCAUCGAGCGGGUGCGCGUGGGCCGCCGGCGCGGCUACCGCGUCGCGCGCGCCGUCAAGCAGGACACGGUGCCCUUCCACAAGCGCCAGAAGGAGCGCGAGGCCGGCGUCGGCCUCGACCUGCCCCUCGUCCCCGGCGCCGAGCCCCUCGGCAGCGGCCUGACCGAGGCCCCCUGCGGCCGCUGCCCCGUGUUUGAGCUGUGCGAGGAGGGCGGGCCGGUCAGUCCGAGCAAUUGUGUUUAUUUUUUGCAGUGGUUAGAGUUGGAAGAGCCGCCAAAAGCGGUGGCAGCAAAUGUGGCCAAUCCCCCAUGAGGCGAAAUGGGAUGGAUGGUGGGCCCGGAAGAUGUGUUAUUGACGUCGGUGAUAAUAUACCCCAUUUUUAGCUUGGGAUCCUCAAGUGCUUCGUACGCCUUCCUUGGUAAUCCCGCCACCACAUCAGUUUGUUGUCGGCGAGCAUGGGCAAGGCUGCAACCAAGUCCCUUUCCGCUUAUGUGAUUCAACUUGACAGGUAAUACGUCACAUAGCGGUCGUCAAAAGAAACAACGGCAAUGGUUCUGGGUACGGUGGAAGAGCAUGGACUUUUUGGCCAGUAGGUUGAACCCGUUCGAGUUUAUGU